AACAAAUAUCAUUAGCCCAUUGAAGAUCUGCAUUAAAAACUCAGUUCAAUUCGAUCCUCGCUUCUCUGUUUUACGAUCUCUAACUCUGUGCUAUUCCCUCUUUCCUUGAAACAGUACAGAAAAAUAGUGGCCGUUAGAUCCAUCCAGAGAUCAGUGAAAGCUUUUGGGGUGGCGUGUCUUUCUCUGAUUAAUCAAAAUGGUUGUGCUUGCUGCUUCUAUAGUCAGCAAGUCUGGCAAAGUGCUUGUUUCUAGGCAGUUUGUGGACAUGAGUCGUAUGAGGAUUGAAGGUCUUCUAGCAGCCUUUCCCAAGUUGAUUGGAACUGGUAAGCAGCAUACGUAUGUUGAGACAGAGAAUGUGCGAUAUGUUUACCAGCCAAUAGAGGUUUUAUACUUGCUACUUGUCACAAAUAAGCAAAGCAACAUCCUUGAAGAUUUGGAUACACUGAGCCGGCUCUCCAAGCUUGUCCCUGAAUAUGCUAUCUCUCUUGAUGAAGAGGGCAUCUGCAAGACAGCUUUUGAGUUGAUUUUCGCCUUUGACGAGGUAAUCUCCCUUGGACACAAGGAAAAUGUGACUGUUGCACAGGUUAAGCAGUAUUGUGAGAUGGAGAGUCAUGAGGAGAAAUUGCACAAGCUUGUACUUCAAAGCAAGAUCAAUGAAACCAAGGAUGUCAUGAAGCGCAAAGCUAGUGAAAUUGACAAAAGCAAGAUUGAGAAAAAUAGAGGUGAUAAAGGAGGGUUUAUGUCCUUACAGUCAAUGGGCUCUGGAAGAAUCGAGAGUAAAUUUAGUGAUAUGAGCAUUUCCAGCAAUGAAGGUGGUUUUGGCAGUGGUUCUGGUUUUGGAUUGACAACUGAUGUUGACUCCUUUUCCACUAAGUCUAAAGGUCGUCAACCUUCAUCUGCCACUGCACCUCCUAAAGGUCUUGGUAUGAAGCUUGGUAAAACCCGAAGGGAAAGCCAGUUUUUAGAAUCAUUGAAAGCAGAAGGUGAAGAUAUUGUUGAGGAAGUGCAGCCGAAGCCAGGGCAAUCCAGAUCUGCUGCUGCUCUAGCACCAACUGACCCUAUUACUUUAACUGUUGAGGAGAGGAUCAACGUGACUCUAAAGCGGGAUGGUGGACUGAGCAGCUUUGACGUUCAAGGGCAAUUAUCACUUCAGAUUCUUAACCAAGAAGAUGGAUUAAUCCAAGUUCAGAUUGAAACUGGAGGAAAUCCAAACGUCCUUUUCAAGACACACCCAAACAUGAAUAAAGAAUUAUUUGCCAAUGAAAAUAUUCUAGGUUUGAAGGAUCCUAAUAGGCCUUUUCCCACUGGAACUGGUGAUCCAGCAGGUGUUGGCCUUUUGAAGUGGAGAAUGCAAGGUGCCGAUGAGUCUAUGGUGCCAUUGACAAUCAACUGCUGGCCCUCUGUUUCUGGAAAUCAAACUUUUGUUAGCAUUGAAUAUGAAGCUUCAUCCAUGUUUGAUCUCCGAAAUGUUGUCAUCUCAGUACCUCUUCCAGCUCUCCGAGAAGCUCCGAGUGUUGGGGACAUUGAUGGAGAAUGGAGGUAUGACUCAAGAAAUUCUGUCCUGGAGUGGUCCAUUCUUCUCAUUGAUAACUCGAACCGCAGUGGACAAAUGGAGUUCGUUGUGCCUCCAGCAGAUUCAUCAACAUUCUUCCCUAUUUCUGUUCGGUUUUCAGCCACUAGCACAUACAGUGACCUAAAGGUUGUCAAUGUCCUGCCUCUGAGAGGUGGACCUUCCCCGAAAUUUGCACAAAGGACACAAUUGAUCGCAGAGAGUUACCAAAUAGUCUGAUGUUCUUUCAUUCUGCAAACCAGAAUCCCCCCAUACCCCUUUCUCAAUUUUGUGAUUAUUGAUAUCGCCUCUAAUGAAUCUGUUCUAUUUACAUGAAUAGUUUUAUACAUUGCUUUGGUUGUAUGUACUCUGCGGGAUGUCUUUAUGUUAGCCCAUGUUUUUCAUACAUUUAAGCCUCAUUGCUUUUGCUUGUGAUAUGUUACAUUGUUAGGAUUGUUGGAACAAAUGACAUUUGGAAUGAAAAUGAUGCCAGUGGUGUAGAAA
Messenger RNA from Ricinus communis (castor bean), 2053 nucleotides. Its product is annotated as coatomer subunit delta. The transcript is spliced from 12 exons. Gene Ontology annotation, biological process: Golgi localization; retrograde vesicle-mediated transport, Golgi to endoplasmic reticulum; endoplasmic reticulum to Golgi vesicle-mediated transport. The record is from RefSeq and is a predicted model, not a curated record. NCBI's taxonomy places the organism in Eukaryota, Viridiplantae, Streptophyta, Magnoliopsida, Malpighiales, Euphorbiaceae. Gene Ontology annotation, cellular component: cytosol; COPI vesicle coat. The coding region runs from base 197 to 1789 and encodes 530 amino acids.